UUCCAAUGUAUGGUAACUCUUAAUCUCCAGGAAGCCUGCAUUGAUGCUCUGUUUGUUAGCCACUAAGCUUGAAAUGUAGAAGAUGAGACCUUUGUGCGACUGACUAGUGGUUGAUGGAUAUAUCAGUGAAAAAUGCACGAUACAUUUCCUGUGAGGAGUCAGACCAGAUACCUGGCUGGAUGGAUGUAGUUAUCAUGUGUCUGCCAUUCAAAGGGUACAGCUUCAAAUAUUGCCACUUUAAUGCUGACACAAUAUGAGUCAUUCUGAUGCCAGGAACUCCGAAACAUGCAAGUCUCUGUUGUAUUUUUGGGGUAUUCCCAACAUCUUUCAACAUAACAUCAUCAGUUCCAAGUUUCUUAUGUUCUCAAGAACAAGCCUUGCCGGCAAUAAGUCAAUGGUCAGAUUGAAUCGAUUUUCUCAGUGAAUGUUCAGCAGCUGGUAUCAUGCCCAUUGGAUACUACCUUAGAAGGUACGUGAGUUGGUGUAGCUGUACUACUCUACCAAUCAGCGAGACAGACUCAGAGCUCUCUUUCGGUGACCCGGUUCUACUGCUACAAGACUGGUGCGUGAUCAAUUUAUCCGCGGAGUGUUCACCAGUCAUAGACGUGCAUGGCUCUGCUGAAGUCCACAGUUUGGAUGAUCACCGAUCUGACACCACCAGUAACCCUGAAAUUAUUCUGACUGGAACGGAUGCAUCGGUUGAAUAUCUGUAUGCAAAACCUCUGAAUCAAACUAGCAACUUGAGAGAGAGGACGCUUGAGGAUGCAAGCUCCUCAAGGUCAAGGCAACAUCGAAGGGAACCCGACCGUGGGGUUAACGAAAUGGGCAGUAGGACUUGGUCAAGAAAAAAUGCAACCACAUUUAAGCCACCGGAAGAGGAAUUCUUGUCGAGGGAACAGAUCUACAGGUUGUAUGGUGUUCGAGGAGAUGACGUAUCAUUGGCAGAGCAGGGUAUGACUCGAGGAAGUACAGGUUCCUUGGAGUACCACGAUGAUCCAGAAGAAAUCCGGGAGGAAGGCGGGGACGAGGCCUAUCUUGUGACUGCCGGAGAACCUGAACCUGUGCCUGAGGAUGUUCUCAACUAUCAGGAGUCUGCCCCCACCAUUGGACAGCUGGAGGUGAUCUUCGACUACAACGGAGACGGUAACCGAAUGAACAUCACCAUCAUCAAGGGCCUUGGGCUGCCUACCAAGGAGAAUGGGGGCGCUUCGGCGUGGAGGUUGCGCAUCAUGCUCUAUCCCAAGAAGCAACGCACCAAGACCCGAAUCCGAGAGAGCGAGGAGCCCGUCUUCAAGGAGCUUUUCCGGUUCACCCGCAUCCGACCCCAUGAGCUGGUCAACUCGGCCAUCCGCUUCAGGCUGUACGGUGCCGAGAGAAUGCGCAAGGAGAGACUGAUCGGCGAGGGCCUCGUCAAGUUCUCAUCCCUCAACACCUCCUCAAAGGAGAGCGUCAUAGUCAACUUAGUCUCGAGAAGUGAAGCUGUGGGAGGUGGCACAGCAUCCCCUUAUUCCAGUAAUUCAGACCUAUCAGCCAGCGGGGAGAGUAACGCUUCGCUACAGUCUCUCGCUCACGGUGGACUACCUGAACUUCUGGUUGGAUUGACUUACAACGCCACCACGGGGCGUCUCGCUGUCGAGCUGAUCAAGGGAAGUCACUUUAAGCAACAUGCAGCAGGCAGGGCACCAGAUUCCUAUGUACGCAUUGCAUUGAUGUCUUCAAGUGGCUUUGAAAUGACGAAGAGUAAGACAUCGGUCCGACGUGGUCAACCCAACCCUACCUUCAAAGAAACAUUCAUCUUCCAGGUUGCACAAUUCCAACUUGCUGAUGUGACCCUGAUGUUCAGCGUCUUCAACAAGCGCGGCAUGAAGCGAAAGGAGACCAUCGGCUGGUUCACCAUGGGUCUUAGCAACAGUAGCGAUGAAGAGACGGCCCACUGGAAAGAGAUGAGAGAGUCUAAGGGCCACCAAGUCUGCAGAUGGCAUGCCAUGUCGGACAAGUAGGCGCCAACUCGUAGAAGGAGUAAAGCCCGUUUCAUACUUCCUGUGAAUGCAAUGUAAAUUUUGACGUCACAAAUUCGUAAAAGGAGUAAUUCGCACUCCUGCCCUGCGAAACAUUCACUGCGAAAACAGCCAUGCGACGUCAAAUUUAAUACUCGCAUUUGUAGGAAGUGUGAACCAGGCUUAAGAAAGUGUCAUGCCAAGAAUAAUACAUCGUCCAUGAUGUGCAUUGAGUUUAACAAGCGAGAGACUCUUCCUUGUGGCCUACUAAUAUAUAAGUACUAACCAUAAGCGGUUGCUUGAUUAAUGUUUCAUUCCUCACCUAGCUUGAGUGGGGUUUAGUUUAAAAAUUUCAGAACUUUAUCAAAAAUUCCAUAUGAAUGACACUAACUGCAACACCAAUUAGUUUUACUAACAAACUGAUAUAAUAUUAUUGUUAAUAUUAUUGUUAAUGUUUUCAUAGAUUAAGGGGAAAUUAAGGGAUACUAACUGGAAAAAAGAAGAGUUUAUAAGAUGUAUUCAUUUAGUCAUUCCAUGUCAAGUAGGGCUUUGGUGUUGAGAUCAUUCGAUUCCUAAUCUUAAUGUUUUCAGAAACGAUGUUCGAGACGUUGCAUGGUAUUAAUCAUAAUAAAAACUAUAGUAGUAAAUUUGCGGUUACCACCAUGUCUUGAAGAAAUAUAUUUUGUUUAUCAAGCUCUACCACAUCAUUAAUUCAAGCCUUUGAGAAAGACUCUGCUAGGGUCGAAGCGUCGGGCCAUUUACUAAUUUUUUCUUAAAAUAUUAGUCGAGCGGGUUGCCACAAGCAGUUUAUUUAGACUAAAAAUAAGCAAGUGCUUGAUGUAAAAUACUGAAAUUAUUAUGAAGAAUGCCAUAAUGUACACUUAAAAGUAAUUUAUGAAGGUUGUCUUACCAAAAAGUUUAAUUAGAUCAGGAUUAAUUUGUGAUAUACUAAUAAUGCCUUCUAAUUUUGCAUGGGAAGUGGCUAGAGAUGCAAGUUAUAAGUCAAUCAAUCCUUCUCACUGACGUCACAUAAACACUGGAGGUUUGCUUUGCUGGAGCAUUAUGCAAGUUGUUGCAUUUUGUAGCACAUGUUCGCGCAGUUCUAGUUGCAUGUAUGCAUGAUCUACUUAUGUUAGUGCUCCAGCAUGGCAAGUGAUAAAAUAGAGAUGUCAUCUGAUAAGGAUUUUUUGUUGUAUUCUGCAGGGAGAGUGAGAAAAAUAGUAAAUUUUUUUAAACAUUAUUUUAUGUUUUUUUUGUCUUCAUCCUGUUGAAAAAUAUUGCUACAUGAUAUGCGUCACCCAUUUAACUUCAAAAUAAAUUACGUAUUAUAUCAGAAUUGUCAUUUUUAGCUAGACUACUUAUAUUAUAUAUACAAGUAAACCAUCAGUUAAAUGCAUUCAAACUUAAUGCAUGGUAAAAUUUCAGCCUAGUUUGGGUGUUUUUCUGUUAAAAACUUCAGAGACUUUUCUUUCCUUAUAAAGUGUUGCCGAAUGACAAUUGUGGCUAACUUUUGCUUACUGAACCAGUUUGUUUCUUGUAAAAAUGUGAAGAAAUACCACAACAACAACAGACCUUUGUUUCAUUUUAGACCGAUAUACUGAUGAAAUCAUGAUAAUUGUCAGUCACAACUUUACCUAUCAUUUGACUUUUCAUUUUGACUCGGUCAAAAAUUCUAUGACCUCUGAAGUAUUACGAAAAAGCGCUAAUAAGAACAAUGCCUCAUGUCUUCCUAAAAAAAAACAGUUUAUAUAUUCUAUUUUUCUAGUGCUUCAUAACCCUAUUAAGCUCUUUCAGAGUCUUUAACUGGUUCAGUGACUAGCCAGCAGGACCAGUUAGCUGGACUCCCUGGACAUUUCACUAGUCCACCUCCUUUUUCACGAGUCUAUAUUCCAUAUGAAAUAUGGAUGCUUUUCAACACUGAACUAGGCAGCUGGGACUACUUAGAGUGAAUUUUUGCUGGUCCUCUGGUGUUUUUAUGUGCAUUUGGCCGGCGGAGCAAUGUUAAAGGAGAACACUUUGUGUUGCUAUUCGUCUUUGUGCAUGAUAUCUGUAAUACUUCUACUAAGGUUGAAGAAAUUUUCCAUAAAACUAUAAUAUUAUUAUCAAAUACAGUCAUAUAUUUCUUCAAAAUAACUUUCUUUCAUGAGCUUAAUUAAUCUGAAGUUGAUCUUUUCAACAAUUAACUGCUUUUAGUAGUUUUCUUCAAUCCAUUGUUACCAUAAGGUUUUACCGCGAUUCAAAACCACAAUGCAUUACGAGUAGGCAGAUGGGGCAUUUGCUACCGCGGUAUAUGUUGUCAUGCACGACGUGCGCACGCAUGGCUUAUAUCUUUGUGUGGGUUCAACAGCUCCCUCUCUUGAUAUUUUGCUAUUCGCUAUAAACAUUAUAAAUGAAAUCUAGCUUUUUUUAAAUAACCUCUUUCAAUACAAUUUUUUGGAAAACAAUCGGUUGUAUUCUUCUCUUGGCUUAUCUACCUGACCUUAGAACAAACGGGUUUCGAGAAGAUAACAUAUUGAUUAUUGAGCACUUUGGUCUCACCAUUUGAACACUUGAUUGAUCAGUGAUUUGUUUUUUUGUUUUUGUUUUUUUCACAAGUGAACACAUCCAGAGAGAAAGUUCACUUGCAAACUGCAGAUUUCUCAACAUGUAAAAAGGGUUUCCUCACUUCUAUUUUUUGGUAUAGCUUUCAGCUUUUAUUUUUGGUACUGUAUAAUUAAGUUCUAGUUUUGGAGUACUAAGAUGCAUUAGUGGGUCCCUUACCAGCUAUGCGAUUCUGCAAUAAUACUAAACAACCAAUUUCUUUUGUAAUAUAUUUUGUAUAAAUGGUUUUUUUCUGUUGAUGAAUCGGUUUGGGUAAUUCUAACUUGUACAUGUAUGUGCUUAUAUAACACUUAUGUGGUCUUUGUAGACACACAGUAGCGGGUCCUUUUGGUGUAGAUAUUCAUUUUUUGACAUUAACUUAUUCCAUGUAUACAUUAUUUUGUCAUUGUGCACAGAGGAUGUGCAAAGCUGUAGUAAUGUGGAUUAUUAACAAGAAUGAAAAACAAA
Messenger RNA from Asterias rubens (European starfish), 5045 nucleotides. Its product is annotated as synaptotagmin-16-like. Lineage: Eukaryota; Metazoa; Echinodermata; Asteroidea; Forcipulatida; Asteriidae. The transcript has 6 exons. The record is from RefSeq and is a predicted model, not a curated record. The coding region runs from base 444 to 2000 and encodes 518 amino acids.